Molecule: messenger RNA, 2608 nt
Organism: Triticum aestivum (bread wheat)
Lineage: Eukaryota; Viridiplantae; Streptophyta; Magnoliopsida; Poales; Poaceae
Exons: 4
Coding region: 109-2193 (694 amino acids)
Molecular function (GO): protein dimerization activity
Source: RefSeq, a predicted model, not a curated record
ACAUCCCCUAACGGCCCACUAAUACCCUCAGAAACAAAACAUCCCCCAACAAUCCGGCGGCGGCUUCUUCGUCUUCCCCAAAACAAGAGCAGAGCUCCAAAUCCCGGCAUGGAGUCGGGCUCUGAUGACGGGAGCAACAGCAGCAGCAGCAGCUGUCCCCCCGGCAUCGCGGCCUUGCGCUCAGGUCGUACUGUUGCUGGUGGAAAGAACAAGUCUGCACCAAGUCGUAGGCAGAGAGUGACUACUGAUUUAAGCAUAUAUUCAGACCUUUCCUGCCGCAGGGCACCCGCCCCACCUCGGCUCCAGGGGGUUCUCCAAAAGGAUUCAGCUAAGGAGCUUGGACAGGCUUGGGCCAAGUUUUUCCAUGCCAAUGGGAUUCCUGGGGAGAAAGCCGACUGCCUGCAUUUCCAAGAGGCCAUGAAAUUGACGCAACAACUUGGUUCGGUGGUUCAGGACGUUCCUACAGGUUCAGAAAUUGAUGGGCCAUGCCUGCAGUCCGAGUAUGACGAAUUGAUGGAGCGUGUGGCCGAAUGGAAAGGUUGGUGGGGUCUGUAUGGGGUUACUGUGAUGUGUGACUCAUGGAUAGGACCUACUGGGACAACCAUCGUAAACUUCAUGAUCUCCUGCGAUAGGCGCAUGUACUUUCACAAGUCUGUUGAUGCCACCGGAAGCAUGCAGAGUAUCCCGUAUCUCUAUGAAUUGAUUAGGAAGGUGGUUGUGGAGGAGAUUGGGCAAGGCUUCGUAGUUCAAAUUGUGACACAGAAUGGAUCAAACUUCAAGGAAGCGUGCGGGCAACUCAUCAAGGAGUAUCCGCACAUUGUUUGGCAGCCAUGUGCAGCUCAUACUGUUAAUCUCAUGCUGAUGGAAAUUGGAAAUAUCCCCAAGGUUGAUGCGGUGCUCUCCAGUGCCAAGCGGAUAUGUAGGUUUUUCUACAGUUAUUCUGAACCUCUGCACGCUCAAAUGAAAACCAAGAUUGGUGGAGAGUUGAUCCCACCCAAUGCCGCAAGGUUCGGAACUGACUUUAUGUGCCUACAAAGUUACUGGGAUAAUAAAGACAAGCUCAGGCAGUGGAUGAUCUCGAAUGAGUGGGAAGAUGGCCCUUGGAGUAGGGAGGCAGAUUAUGAUUACACAUAUGACUGCUUGAUAAGCUGGUCCUGGUGGGAAGAUGUGAAAUGGGUACUAGAUAGAAUCCGACCACUUUAUGCUGUACUUCAGCACGCGGAUUCACCUAAGACUAGGUCAAUUUCUGGAUUUAUGCCUAGAAUGAUUGCUGCUAGGGAUGAAUUACAAUCUCUUUUCCAGGAGGGGUCAGAAGAUUUGAACGAUUUCAUGGAUGUGGUUGACAGGAGGGUUGUAGAUCUAUAUGAUGGCACUCUUAUGAUUGCAGCUGGUGUGCUUGAUCCUGAAGCCCACUACAAGCAUGAUCUUGCAAGCAAUCCAGAUUACAUGCAAGCAUUCACGAUGGCAAUUGAGAAGGUUGCAGACUCACCUGCAAAUGCAGUGGCGGCACUGGACCAGUUCGAAACUUUCCGUUCUUCUAGCGGGAGGUUUGACAAAGAUAUUGCUCGACGUUGUGCUAGCACAUUGGACCCAGCUUCUUGGUGGUCAUAUUUUGGAGGAGAAGUAAAACUCCUUCAGGGCUAUGCGAUUCGAAUUGUGUCCCGAUGUAUGUCCUCUAGCAGGUGCGAGCGAAACUGGAGCACAUAUGCAUUGAUGCAUGCACAAGCGACAAAUCAGCUUGCUUCUGAAAAGCUUCACAAGUUGGUCUAUGUCCGAUACAAUCUUAACCUGCGGUUCGAACAAUCUAAAAUAGAUAAGGAAGAAAAGGAUGGGAAGGGGAAAAAAGAGCUCGAUCCUUGCAGAUUGAUGAUGGAUGUUGCACUAUAUGAUAAAGAAAACCCUAUCAUGGAUUGGCUGAAAACCCCCGGAAGUGCAUCCUUGACUACACUGGACGAAAAAGAUGAAUGUGAUCUCCCUACACCAUCUAGGGCUGUGAUUGGUAUGAUAUGCAAAGGGAAAUCGAGUGAGGAUGUCCUUGACAAGCCAAUCGGGGUUUUGGAAUUGAAGAAGAACUGCAUCCUCUCCAGCAGGAAGCAAAAGAGGAAAAGGGGGAAGAUGGCUACUGAUAAUAAUGGUUCGUUGCACGGAAUGUCUACUAGGAAAAAGAUGAAGGAUCUCUCCAGCCUCCACUAGCCUUUUGCUGGUUAAUCUGUCAUGGAUAACCUUUGGAUGUUGGGAAUGGUGGCUAUUCAGAUGGAUCCAACAUGAGCUGGGGUAGAACGGAUGGCCAGUUCUGAAGCACAAGAGCCUGAAAUCCAAAACCUGGGGUGCUAGAUCUUAGGGUUGUGAUCUCUUCCUGAUUUCGAACUCUUGAUGCUGAAUGCCAACUUGUGAUUUUUAAUGACCUCUCUGAUCUUCUGCCUGUAGUAAGAUGCUACGUUAGGUGGUGCCUUUUGAGAAGUGUUCUAAUGUUCGCUGGUUAUCUUGUUUAAUUUCCAUGAUGCCUGUCGUUCUGCGUGCUCUGCUGAAACAUUGUGCGCCUUUGGAAUCUUUGAUCGAUGGUGCCAAAAAAGAAGAAGUAUGUCUGUAGGCAUAAAUGUUUCAUCAA